This is a messenger RNA of Oncorhynchus tshawytscha (Chinook salmon), 1874 nucleotides long. RefSeq names its product thymidine phosphorylase. Lineage: Eukaryota; Metazoa; Chordata; Actinopteri; Salmoniformes; Salmonidae. Gene Ontology annotation, cellular component: cytosol. Gene Ontology annotation, biological process: pyrimidine nucleoside metabolic process; pyrimidine nucleobase metabolic process. The record is from RefSeq and is a predicted model, not a curated record. Gene Ontology annotation, molecular function: 1,4-alpha-oligoglucan phosphorylase activity; pyrimidine-nucleoside phosphorylase activity.
UGUGUGUCAGUCAGCUGUGUGUCAGUCCGCUGUGUGUCAGUGAGCUGCAGGGAUGGCGCACCACGAGCAGAGCACAGCCACUUUCCCAGAACACAUCCGCAAGAAACGGAACGGUGAACAGCUGAGCGCUGGGGAGAUCCGAGACUUCGUACAGGGUGUCAAGGACAAGACCAUCCAAGAGAGCCAGAUUGGAGCCAUGCUGAUGGCAAUCUGGCUGCAGGGAAUGGUAGCAGAGGAGACUCUCACACUGACGAAGGAGAUGAUGAUGUCAGGGGAAGUGAUGUCAUGGCCGGCAGAGUGGGAGGGGCUAAUGGUGGAUAAACACUCGACAGGUGGAGUGGGGGACAAGAUCAGCCUGGUGCUGGCUCCUGCUCUGGCUGCCUGCGGCUGCAAGGUACCCAUGAUAAGUGGCAGAGGUCUGGCACACACAGGCGGCACGCUCGACAAACUGGAGUCCAUCCCUGGCUUUAACGUCUAUCAGUCUGUACAACAGCUGCAUCGAAUCCUGGAGGAGGUUGGCUGUUGCAUUGUAGGACAGACAGAUAACCUGGUGCCUGCUGACAAGGUCAUGUAUGCUCUGAGAGACGUUACGUCUACAGUCGACAGCCUCCCACUCAUCACAGGCUCUAUCAUCUCUAAGAAGGGUGCUGAGUCUCUGAGUGCCUUGGUUCUGGAUGUGAAGUUUGGGAAUGCAGCUCUCUACAAAGACCUGGGCAGUGCCAAGUUGCUGGCCCAGUCCAUGGUGACAGUUGGGAACAGUUUGGGGAUCCACGGGGCGGUGCUUAGUCGUAUGAACUGUCCUAUUGGUCGCUGUGUGGGGAACACUCUGGAAGUGAUGGAGUCCCUGGAGUGUCUAAAGGGGAGGGGCCCAGACGACAUACUGGAGCUGGUCACAAGUCUGGGUGGGCUGCUGUUGUGGAUGAUUGGCCGUGCAGGGAACCUGGAGGAGGGUAAAAAGGUGAUCUCUACAACCCUGCAGAAUGGUGCAGCCCUGGAAAAGUUCCAGAACAUGAUGAUUGGUCAGGGAGUAACCAGUCAGAUUGCUGCAUCACUCUGUUCAACCAAUGCAGACUACCACAGCAUCCUGAGACGGGCACACUACCAGACAGAACUGGAGACACAGGGCCAUGGGACAGUGCUGGACAUAGACGGCAUGGUCAUUGCUCAGGUGCUGCACAGGUUGGGGGCGGGACGUUCGAAGGCUGGAGACCCUGUCAAUCACAGCGUGGGGGCGGAGCUUCUGGUGUCUUUGGGACAGAAGGUGGAGAAAGGGCAGGCAUGGCUGCGUGUCCACUACGAGACUCCGGCGCUGAGUGCAGAGCAGAGACUCAGUCUACAAGGGGCGCUGACACUGGGGCCCGUCGACCAGCUACACACACAGCCACUAGUGGCAGAAAUCAUACUGCCAUAGUGACACAAAUCCACUCUAUGUUAAAGCUUGAUUGGGAGAUGACCUGCCUUUGGGAAUCUCAGUGUUUUAUUUUUAAAGGAUGUAUAGUUCAGAACUAAAGCCUCUGUGUCCUGCUCUUCACUCUCAAAGCCCUCUCUGAUUCACCCAUAUAAAGUCAUCAGAUUCUGUGGAGACUGAAUAGAUGUUUCCCUUUUCCAGGAACUGUGUGAAGGCAAUUUCUGUUAAACCUUACUGAUGCUUGUGUACUAAAAUAUCCUUCUUUAAGCCUCUGCAUUAGGCUUGAGAUGGUUAAAGAAACUCAUAUAAGAUAUAAAAGUGUGUGUGCACAUUAAUAGAGGCAUGUUGUAACUGUUCUGGGUGUGUAGAAUGACCCCAGGAUGUCUGUGAGCUCAGCCAAUACUUGACAGGAACUGACUGGUUCCUCUUUAGUUAACUGGAGACAGAGUAAAGGUUUUAUCCUGCA